Messenger RNA from Pipistrellus nathusii (Nathusius's pipistrelle), 2457 nucleotides. Lineage: Eukaryota; Metazoa; Chordata; Mammalia; Chiroptera; Vespertilionidae. The record is from the annotation of a GenBank genome assembly.
AUGGACCCCGAGUGCUCCCGGCUCCUCCCGGCUCUCUGUGCGGCCCUGGCGGACCCCGGGCAGCCCGUGGCGGACGACACCUGCCUGGAGAAGCUGCUGGACUGGUUUAAGUCCAUCACCGAAGCAGGGUCCAGCCUGCAGCUGCUGCGGGACAGCCCCUGCCUGGUGGAGCUGCUGCUGCAGGUGCCGCAGGCCCCGGGCCUGAGCCCCCGCGUGCUGGCCUUCGCGCUCCGCCUUGCGGGCCUGCUCGCCGCCCAGGAGGCCUGCUUCCAGUUCCUGCAGCAGGGGGAGCUGCUGCCCGGGCUCUUCGGGGAGGCGGGCCCCCUCGGCGGGGCGGCCUGGACGGCGCCCACGGUGCGCAGCGGCUGGAUCCAGGGCCUGCGCUCCCUGGCCCAGCACCCCGGCGCCCUGCCCUUCCUGGCCGAGCUCGGUGCCCUGGACACCGUGGUCGCCCUGCAGGGGGACUCCAGCCUGUUCGUGGCCUCGGCGGCCGGGCAGCUCCUGGCGCAUAUCCUGGGCCUGGCUCUGGGGGGCCAGGCCGAGGGCCCCCCCGGCCCCCCGGUGUGCGACUGGCCGGCCAGCGCGCAGGCGGUCGUGGGCCACCUCGAGGAGGCCCUGAGCUCCCCCGCGGCCCCGCGGGUCACGCAGGCCCUCCACGUGCUGACCACCACGCUCGGGCACUGCCACCGCCCGUGGACGCAGGUCCUGUGGGCGCGGCUGAGCCCCCUGGUGGCCCGUCUGCUCGAGAAGGACCCGGUGCCCGCCGCCCACUCGCUGGUGGACCUCCUCCUCAGCGUGGCCCGGUCCCCCGCGCUGAGCUCUGACCGCGGCUGGUGGGAGACGGCGGCGUGGGCACUGGGCCACCUCAGGCCCGCUCACGCCGGGCCCCUGGCUCUGGGGCUGCUGACCCUGCAGGACUGCCCUCAGGCCCUGAGCGCCCAGGCCUUCGCCGUCCUCCUCCAGCCCCUGGCCUGCGUCCUGAAGGCGACCGCACAGGCCCCCGCCCCCCCAGGCUGGCCGGCCAGGCCCGAGGGCGACCCGGCGGCGGCCACCCUCCUGUCCUCGCGGUCGGCCUGCGUGGGGCUCCUGUGCCAGACCCUGGCCCACCUGGAGCUGCUGCAGCCGCUGCCCCAGCGCCCCGCGCCCUGGCCCCAGGCGCCCCUGCUGGGGGCCGCGCUGACGGUCCUGCGGUUCUGCAAUGGCUCCGCGGUGCCCGCCCCCGGCUCCGACGUGGGCAGCCGCCUCUGUGCCGUCCUGGCCGGCUGCGCCCGCGUCCAGCGCGCCGCCCUCAGCCUCCUGGGGGCGCUGUCCGAGGACGCAGGGCCCCCAGAGCUGGUGACGCAGGUGUUUGCCGUCCUCCUGGACUACCUCCGGAGCCCCGACUCCAGCCCCACGGUGCUGAAGAAGGCCUUCCAGGCCACGCUGCAGUGGCUCCUGAGCACCCCCACGCCCCCCGGCGGCUGCGCCCCGGACCCCCCCGCCCAGCCAUUCCUUGGAGAGCUUCUCCCUGUGCUGCAGAGGCGCCUGUGCAGCCCCUGCUGGGAGGUGAGGGACUCGAGCCUCGAGUUCCUGACCCAGCUGGCCGGACACUGGGCAGGACAUGCCGGCUUCCGACACGCGCUCCUGGCGUCCGAGGUGCCUGAGCUCGCGCGGCAGCUCCUGCAGGACCCUGAGAGCUACGUCCGAGCCAGCGCGGUGACCGCCGUUGGCCAGCUGGCCAGCCGGGGGCUGCACGCCGGCCCCGAGCGCCCCGGAGGCCCGCAGAAGGGGGCGCUCCCGGAGCUGCUGGGCGUGCUGGCCGCCGACCCGGAGGGCUUCCCGCGCCGGGCGGCCAUGCAGGUCUUCACGCGCUGGCUGCGGGCCGGCCACGCCGAGGCCGCCGCGGACCCCGAGCGCUUCGUGGCCGGCGUGCUGCGGGCGGCCGGCCGGGACCUGGACUGGGAGGUGCGGGCGCAGGGCCUGGAGCUGGGCCGGGCGUUCCUGGAGCGGGUGCUGGGCCGGGCCGGCCCGCCCUGCCCCUACGCGGUGGCCGCCCCGGAGCCCGCCGCCCCGGAGCCCGCCGCCCAGGCCCUGCGCGCCGCCUGCCGCGUGCGGCUCCCCGAGUUCGCGCUGCGCGCCCUGUUCGACUGCGACCGGCCCGUGGCCCGUGAGGCCUGCGCCCUCCUCCUGCUGCUGCGGGACCAGGCCGCCCCCGGGCACGGCCUGCCGGAGGCGGGGCCCGCCGCGGCCCCCGUGGAGGCCGCCCUGCAGAGGUGGCGGGCGGGCGAGCAGGCCCAGCUCCUGGGGCCCCUGGAGCCCGAGGCCGUGCUGGCCGUGCUGCGCUCCCUGGACCUGGAGGGCCUGCGGGGGGCGCUGGCCGAGAGCAGCGACCACGUGGAGCGCAACCCCCAGUCGCUCCUGCAGGACAUGCUGGCCACCGCGGGCCUGCGGGGGGACAACGAGGCCGACUGCUACUGA